Molecule: messenger RNA, 514 nt
Organism: Medioppia subpectinata
Lineage: Eukaryota; Metazoa; Arthropoda; Arachnida; Sarcoptiformes; Oppiidae
Source: the annotation of a GenBank genome assembly
CAUAACUUCUGUCAUCAGUGAUGAGAAUCUUCCCAAUAAUGUGUGGAUGUCUUCCCUUAAGAGCGCUCUCAUAAUUGACAUCCAAUCGACUGAUUGGCAGAAGAAAUCUUGUUUUAUAGAUUGCACUCAAUAUUUGGCUCAAAUGAGAAGCACUUCUUCGGUUCACAUCGGAGUCUAUUCUCUGCCAAACGUAAAUACCAGAAGUCUUGAGGGAAUUAAGAGAGGCAUCAAAAACUUUCAGAUGUUUUUUGGACUCCCAGUUACGGGAGAAUUAGACGACAAGACCAAAGAGAUGAUGAGCGCCAAGAGAUGUGGUAACAAAGAUCCGGUCCAUAAAAUGAAAGUAAAGACUCGAGGAAUGGGACCCGAAGGAGGAAUGAUGGACUGCAAAGGCGAUUAUUCACUUGAGGGCAGCAAAUGGACAAACUAUAAGCUCAUGUAUAAGAUUAAAGAGUGGUCGCAGAAGAUGUCCAACGAAGAUGUGCUCAAGUCGUUUGACAUGGCGUUUAAGACC